AAUUUUCUUAUUUCAUAGCUGAAUAAAAUUUGAAUUCGGUAUAGCUUAAAAUUGAAUGCUUACCAUUAAACUUUAACGAACGCAUAACAAACAUGAAUAAUAAUAUUACAAGCUUAGAACCCUCGUUAGAAAAACAAUUAAAAGGACAUCGCAACAGUAUUACAGCCUUGUUCUACAAUCCCAAUGAAAAGCAAUUGGCCAGUAGUUCUUUGGAUAAUAGCGUUCUGCUCUGGGAUCUACGUGGUACUAUGAGAAGUUAUAGAUUUCAAGGCCACGAUGAAGCGGUAAUGGAUGUAACCUUUUCACCAUCAGGAAAAUAUAUGGCUUCUGCAUCCCGUGACAAAACUGUCAGGCUUUGGGUUCCAACUGUUACAGGAAGCACAGGGAUGUUUAAAGCACAUUCUCAGACAGUGCGUUCUGUUCAAUUUAGUCCAGAUGGGUCGAAGAUAGUAACAGCAUCAGAUGACAAAAUAGUAAAACUAUGGUCAAGUGAGAAACAUAAAUUCUUAGCGUCAUUUGUAGGGCAUACAAACUGGGUUAGACGAGCUUGUAUGUCUCAUGAUGGUUCUAUCAUAGCUUCCUGUUCUGAUGACAAGACAACCAGACUAUGGAACCCUGAUAGUGGAGAAUGUAUACACACCUAUAAAGAUCAGAAAGGCCAUGGGAUGUAUUUGGCAUGGCAUCCAUCUGGCUGUUAUAUUGCCGUUGGUACAUCACAUGGAAAUGUGAAACUUUAUGAUAUUAGAACCCAUAAUCUUGUACAGUAUUAUAGUAUCCACAGUGAAGCAAUAACACAAUUGACAUUCCAUCCUAGUGGAAGUUAUAUCUUGACUUCAAGUAAGGAUGGCAAGAUGAAGAUAUUAGAUUUGUUGGAAGGACAUCCAAUAUUUACCCUAAGUGGUCACAGUGGUCCAGUAAAUGCUGUUGCAUUUUCUCCAAGUGGAAAAAGUUUUGCCUCUGCUGGUGAUGAUAAAUUGGUUUUUAUUUGGAGAACAAUUUUCACUGAACUUGAUGGUGAAGCAAAGGAAAAUAUUGAACAAAAUCCAGUGUCAACUUCUAGAUCACAGAAUUCUAAAGAACUGUCAUUGGGAAAGAUAAAAACAAAUUAUGCCAUAGAACUUCAAAAACUAGAGUUCAGAGAUAAUUGUGACUUCUCUAAACAUAUCUUCCAUCUAUAGACAUGUUUAAAGUUAGAUUAUAAAAUAAUAAAAUUAAUCAACCAAUUAGGGUGUGAAGAUUUGGUAUCAAUGCUAUCAUAGUACAAAGUAUCCUGUGACUACUUUUGUGCAUAUUGAUAAUGCGCCAGAAAUAAGUAUUGAUUCAACAAAUCACAAUUUGCAAGAAAUUGGGCCUAAUGCACAUGG
Nymphalis io (European peacock) is the source of this 1364-nucleotide messenger RNA. It is a transcript of the gene Poc1, whose product is annotated as POC1 centriolar protein homolog A. Gene Ontology annotation, molecular function: protein binding. The record is from RefSeq and is a predicted model, not a curated record. NCBI's taxonomy places the organism in Eukaryota, Metazoa, Arthropoda, Insecta, Lepidoptera, Nymphalidae. Bases 93 to 1178 code for a protein of 361 amino acids. The transcript is spliced from 7 exons.